CUCCUUACACCCACCACCCACACACCACACACACACACGCCACAAUGCAGAUCUUCGUGAAGACGCUCACCGGCAAGACCAUCACGCUCGAGGUCGAGAGCAGCGACACGAUCGACAACGUGAAGGCCAAGAUUCAGGACAAGGAGGGAAUCCCGCCGGACCAGCAGCGUCUUAUCUUCGCUGGAAAGCAGCUCGAGGACGGACGUACCCUGAGCGACUACAACAUUCAGAAGGAGUCGACGCUCCACCUCGUGCUGCGCCUGCGUGGAGGCAUGCAGAUCUUCGUCAAGACCCUCACCGGCAAGACGAUCACGCUUGAGGUCGAGAGCUCCGACACCAUCGACAACGUCAAGGCGAAGAUUCAGGACAAGGAGGGCAUUCCUCCGGACCAGCAGCGCCUGAUUUUCGCCGGCAAGCAGCUCGAGGACGGCCGCACGCUGUCCGACUACAACAUUCAGAAGGAGUCGACGCUCCACCUGGUGCUCCGUCUGCGCGGUGGUAUGCAGAUUUUCGUCAAGACGCUCACCGGCAAGACGAUCACGCUGGAGGUCGAGUCGAGCGACACGAUUGACAACGUCAAGGCGAAGAUCCAGGACAAGGAGGGUAUCCCGCCGGACCAGCAGCGUCUCAUCUUCGCGGGCAAGCAGCUGGAGGAUGGCCGCACGCUCUCGGACUACAACAUCCAGAAGGAGUCGACGCUCCACCUCGUGCUGCGUCUGCGUGGCGGCCAGUGAUUGUCACGCGUCCGCUGUCUUUCCUCUGUAACACCUCCGCUCCGGCCCCAUCGCCGUUAUCCCCCGCGCGUGUAGCGCAAUGUGAAAC
This is a messenger RNA of Tilletiopsis washingtonensis, 822 nucleotides long. Its product is annotated as ubiqutin ligase-like protein. The transcript has 8 exons. Gene Ontology annotation, biological process: protein ubiquitination; modification-dependent protein catabolic process. NCBI's taxonomy places the organism in Eukaryota, Fungi, Basidiomycota, Exobasidiomycetes, Entylomatales. The coding region runs from base 45 to 734 and encodes 229 amino acids. The record is from RefSeq and is a predicted model, not a curated record. Gene Ontology annotation, molecular function: ubiquitin protein ligase binding; protein tag activity. Gene Ontology annotation, cellular component: cytoplasm; nucleus.